This is a messenger RNA of Astyanax mexicanus (Mexican tetra), 1962 nucleotides long. RefSeq names its product transcriptional regulatory protein AlgP. Gene Ontology annotation, cellular component: cytosol; nucleus. Gene Ontology annotation, molecular function: Notch binding. The transcript has a single exon. Bases 16 to 687 code for a protein of 223 amino acids. The record is from RefSeq and is a predicted model, not a curated record. Lineage: Eukaryota; Metazoa; Chordata; Actinopteri; Characiformes; Acestrorhamphidae. Gene Ontology annotation, biological process: endothelial cell activation involved in immune response; negative regulation of Notch signaling pathway.
ACAUCACUGACCUGCAUGAAGUCAUGGUGCCGGGAGAUUGGUGUGUUCCAGGCCGGCCCCUUUAUAAAGGCCUGCCCACUGCAGAUCUGCAGCAGACUGAUCUCACACACUCUUCCACUCACACACACUCUACCAGCUGCUCUACCAGCUGCUGUACCAGCCGGUCUACCAGCCACUGUCCCAGCCGGUCUACCAGCUGCUGUACCAGUCACUCUACCAGCUGCUCCAUCAGCUGCUUUACCAACUGCUCUACUAGAAGCUUUACCAGCUGCUCUACUAGAAGCUCUAUCAGCCACUCUACCAGGUGAUCUACCAGUUGCUCUACCAGCUAAUCUACCAGCCACUAUACCAGUCGCCAUGUCCUCCUGCAACUCCUCUACUCUGCCCACAAGGCAGAACACGCUCCCACGGCAGGUGUGUCCCGCCAUGGCCGGGCAGGUGUUCGACACGGCGCGCCGCAAGAAGGCCAGCGCCAACAUCUUCGCCGACGUGAAGCAGGACGUCCUGCUGAAGCUGUUCCGGAGGGCGGGGGACAUGCGAGCAGUCGAACGUGCCAACAGCAUCGUCACCUACGCCAACGACCCGGAGCGCAUCAGCCGGGCACUGAAGGCCCUGCAGCAGCAGGACAAGAAGGACAGGUUCACGCUCAUAAACGGGCUGAAGAGGUCCUCAAUCAGACUGCACUGAACUACAGGACACGACAGGACACAACGGGACACAGAGAGACAAGCGGGACCAUCAACAAAGACGGGGACAAGGUGUCCUACCAUAGCUGGACUCGGGUCUACACAGCUGGACUCAGCUGAGCUCCAGCACCUGCUACAGCCUGGGGUCGAGAUCAUGAUGAAGAAGAUAAUUCCGUUAAAAUUGACGAUGAAGAAGAACUGGUCUGAGAACUUCUGGGAGGUCCAACCCCACAAAGUCUAGACUAACUGUCCAGUUGUUUUGGUGAGUGUGUUGGAAAAGAGUGUGCUGAUUUAAAGACGCUGUAAAUCCAAAGAGUGUUGGAAAUUAUGAGAACUAGAAACGCGAAAAGCUAAAGAAAGCUGGGACAUAGAAAUGCUGUGGAAAGCAACAAUGAAAAAUGUGAGUGUUACACACUGUUAAAAAAGUUGGGAGAAAGCUGGGAAAUUGAAAACAUUAGCAUUGAUGGACAAUGAAGAACUGAAUGAAAAAGUAGAAUGUUGAAAGUUGGUAAAGGAAUUGUGAAAAUUAGUGAAAAAGAUGGACAUUGUAGGAGUUUGAACAACUGAAAAGUUAAAAGCUAAAGAAAAUUGAGCUCUUAAAAGUUGACAGACAAUGAAAAAUGUUUAGGACAUCUGCGAAUUGAAAGCUGGGAAAUUAAAUAGAUGAGCAUUGAUGGACUGUAAAAUAAGUAAAAGUUGAGUGUUGAUGGAAUAGGCUUAUACUAAAAGUAGGAAUGCUUUGACUUAAACCAAAACCGUAAAAUUAACAAAAUGAAACAUUUUUGUAGGUUUUUAAAAUUUGCCACUUUUUUACAGAAAAAGUAUUUGUUCAGUACUAAUUAUUUAGCCAAUUUUUUUCCCAUUUUUGGGUCAGUAAUUAAUUUAGCUGAAUAUUUGAUGCAUCUCUAGCUGCAAAGGUUGAUGUAGAAUGGAAAGUUGAAUGGAGUAUGAGAGUUCUCCAUCUACACUCUGGUUCUAGACGCAGUUUAAUGCAGAUGUAGAUGUUUGAAACUCGUUCACAAUUUCUGACGUUCAGAAUGCCUAUGAUAAAGUGAACUCUGAGUGAGCUGUGGAGUGAAGAUGAGAACGAAGAUGAUCUAGAAGUUUUAAAUAAGGUAUCAGAACAGUAGAUGUCUGAACAUUUCUGAGAUCUCAGGAACUGAUGCUUUGACGUUAAUGUCUGCUAACACUGGAACGGUCACUGGUGUUGUCCAGGCUUGUUAUAUGUACAAAUACUUUUGCCACUUUUAUAUGUAAAUAAAAUAUUUUGUAUGAA